Fragaria vesca subsp. vesca is the source of this 513-nucleotide messenger RNA. RefSeq lists its product as uncharacterized. The transcript has 3 exons. The record is from RefSeq and is a predicted model, not a curated record. Bases 1 to 513 code for a protein of 170 amino acids. NCBI's taxonomy places the organism in Eukaryota, Viridiplantae, Streptophyta, Magnoliopsida, Rosales, Rosaceae.
AUGAGGCGAUUAUGUAGCCGAGUGGGGCGACUGGAAAAGAAUUUUCUCGUCCAUGAAAGACCAAACAAUCUAUUUGUCAUUGUUUUUGAUAUUAUCGAGGAUCAGAACAAGGUUCUACGCGUGGGUCAGUGGUGGUAUCAACAGGCUCCGAUUGUUGCGCAACCCUAUGACGGAGUCAAAUCUCUCAAGAAUGUUCAAAACAUCCCACUUCGCUAUGAAAUUCCUGAAACUUUCCAUCUAUUGGAUCAGUUGCAGGUCGUUAUAUCGAGAUUGUGCUCUUCUUUAUUUCUGGUUUCUGGCCAUGGUUUUUAUUUUGAUGUAGAUAAUGCUGGUGUCAUUGUGAAUCCAAAGGGUGAAAUGAAAGGAUCUGCUAUCACUGGCCCUAUUGGAAAGGAAUGCGCUGAUCUGUCGCCCAGAAUUGCGAGUGCAGCUAAUGCCAUUUGUACUCUAGAUGAGUAUGGAAAUUCCCAUGUGGUGUUUGAACUUACUAUCGUACUAUCAUGUAGACUCUGA